Molecule: messenger RNA, 5614 nt
Organism: Onthophagus taurus
Lineage: Eukaryota; Metazoa; Arthropoda; Insecta; Coleoptera; Scarabaeidae
Gene: east
Product: enhanced adult sensory threshold
Cellular component (GO): nucleus
Source: RefSeq, a predicted model, not a curated record
GAUAUUCAGAACUUAGUCUUUCCUACAUUCCUGACAAUAAACCACAGCCAACUAAGCCAACCUAGUUCCUAAUUUUUAAUUGAUUAGGCUCGUUAAUGAAGCAUAUAAAAUUAUUAUUUUAAUAAAGCCCAAACAUUUCCUGAUCGUAAAAUAAAGUAACCCAACGAUUUCGAUCGGUGAAAAGUGUGAAAAUAUCGUCGAGAAACUGGGCGCAGCGAAAUAAUAGCAGGCGGCGUGUUCGUGUCUCGAACCGUUCGCCCGUUCGGGUGAGUUCGUCCGGUCCCGGUGAAUACGUGCUUUUUGGUUGGGAAUAGCGAAACAAACGGCGACGCACCGAAUAGUAUAGGUGGCGUUGUGCGACACGGAAUCACAGGGCAACGUAUAUAAAAAAUUCCAUACAAAUGAAAUGGCAACUCGGGAGAAAAAGCUAUCCCUAAACAGGAAGCAACAAACAACGUCGUCGUCGCCGGUGCCCCAACAAAAAGAAUCCCAAACAUCAUCGUCGUCGUCUUCAUCGUCGGAUCAAAAUGAUGUACUGAAAAUUGAACCUAUUGAAACCACGACGACGACGAACCAAACCCAAAAGAACCAAAGGAGUCGUAACACAUCAUCGUUGGUAAAACAAAUUCAACGAAAAGCCGUGAAUAAAGUGAUUAAAAGUACCACGAUUGGUAUAAAACCAAAAGUAAAAAAAUUAAAUCAACGAAAAGCGAAAAAAAUUUUAAAACUCCCCGAAGUAAAAAAGACGUUGUUAAAAAACGGGAUUAAUAGUCGAAAAGUUAUUAAUAAAAAAGAACCAACAACGCCGAAUUUAGAACUGCCGAGUUUAGAACCAAUUUUUCGUAUGGUUAAUGAAAACUCGAAGAAGAAACGAAAUCGGGGGAAAGAGGAUGAUAAAAAGAAGGAUGAUGAGUGUAAAAAUGAGGAUGAUGACGUCGACGAGGCCAUCCAUUCGAUUAUAAGCGAAUUGGAUUUCCCAAAAAAGAAAAAAACCAUGAAAAAAUUAAAAACAGACGAAACGAUUGAUGAGGUAAUGGGCGAUUUGGCGGCCCUCAUGAAAAUCGACGACGAAGUCAAAACGGAAACGGAUGUCGAGAAUACGUUAGAAAAACCACGUAAAAAACUGAACAAAGUUAGCAUAUUAAAAGAUUUAAAAAAAGAUAACUUGGAGAGAAUGGAAAGUAGUAAAGUUAUCGAUACAUUAGAUUUAAACGUAACACAAAAGAAAAACACAACUUUAGUAACAAAUCGAAGGCACAGCAGCGAAGAAAAUUGUACGAAAACGAACAAUCCAAACUUAACAACCUUAAAUUUAUUUUCAAACAUCCCAAGAAGUAUCAGUCCAAAAUCGAAGCGAAUGUCGCGGUUUCGCCAAAGUAUUGAAAAACAACGAUCGAGUCCAUAUUCGACAAGAUCCGAUUCACCAGCGAGAAUUUUACGAAACGGGAAACAUCGAAAAUUAAAAGAUCUAACAUUGUUGGACGGUUUAGAUAUCGAACACCGAAGACGAAAACGUCUCUGCUCGGAUUACAGCGGUGGAAGCGAAGUUUCCGUUUCAAAAUCCGGUUACGAGUCGGAUAGUAGUUUUUCCGAUUUGGUUUCGCUCCACGGAAGUGGGGUUGAUUCCACAGAAAACGAUAUCAUCAAAAAAGAAUCGUCCUCAAUAACACCAAGUGAAUUAAAAGACGAAGAAAAUGAAAAAGGAAACAUAGAACAACAAAAACCGGAACAAAAUGUUGAUACCAAUUCGAAUUUAUGCGAAUCCGAACCGGAAUUUGAUUCGAAUCCAAGUUUGAAAGUGCCUGACAAAUCAAAAAUUUUAGGAAUUAUGAAACAAACGUUUAAUGAUGUUGACGAAAAGAAAUCAAUUAACGUUAACGAAACCACAUUAUCAAUUAAUACGGACACUUUUUAUGGUAAUAGUAACAAUAAAAAUGAAGAAAAUUUACCUCAACUUCAACCAAUUAAAGAGAUCAAUUUAGAAACGAAUCAAAACGGAAUCGAAUUAAACAAUGAAGACGAAGAAGAGGAACUAGAUCAAAACGAAGAACCCCCAAUUCUUGAACCAAUGAAUAUUAUUGAAGACAAUUUAAAUCACGAAGAAAUAAUAAACCAAGAAAAAGCAGAAACAAAAUCAUUAAACGAAGAACCAAAAAUUAACGAAUCACCAAACGAAAUUCUUCAAGAAGUCCCUCAAGAAAAUCACGAAGAACAAAUCCCCGAAGAAACACCGAAAAUCGAAGAGGACAAAUCUGAAUCGACACAACCCGAAGAUAUAAACAUAGAAAUUGUCGAGUCACCUGAAAGUUUAGCGAUAAAAGAGACAAUAUUGAAAGCAUUAGGAUUGCAGAGUUUAAAAGCGGCUGAAGAAGCAAAACUAAAAGGGCUACAACAAAAAGAAUCGCCUAAUAAAACCGAAAUGUACACGGGUACGUUAAAAACGGUGAUUAAGUUGAAUCGAAGCGAUCGCAAGCGAGGGAAGAAAUUAUCGUUGCAAAAAAAUAGGAGACCUAACAAGGAAAAUAAGGAGGAUAAAGAGAAAAAGGAUGAUGAUGCGAAAAAUGAGGAGAAACCAUCAACGAGUGCUGCGAGAGAGAGGGAAUCAACAUGGAAAACCCAUGGAAAUCAAUCAUCAGAAUCAGCUGGUGCGCUACGCAAAUCACAUUAUGCUAACCGAUCUAACAUGGUAGAUGGAAGUAGUGAACAUACCUCUGAUGGAGAUGCGGCUACAGGCGAAGAUGGAAAAUCCCUCGUAAUACCAGAAAAAGCGUCUUCUUUUAGCAUCCACCCAGGAAGACUUUGCAAAGAUGAGUGUUCGUAUUGUUUCGGAAAAUUUGGCCUUUUUGAUACUCCUUGUCACAUCGCCCAAAUUAAAACUGUUGAAAGACAAGAUAAAGUUUUAGCAGCUGAAAAACAUUUAACGCGAGAUUCAUGCCUUUGCGAUGCUUGUUUCCGUCACGUUGAUAGAAAAUCCAACAUCCCCUCUUACACUUCAAAUAAAACCUUCAAAAGAAACGUGCUCGUCGCCCCAGCCCCCAAAGAAAAUCAUUGCCACGUUUUGGGUUGUCGAAACGAAUCCAAUAACAUUUUGAGGCGAAAAUGGAUCAUAAAGAUGAGAAAAAAUAUUUGUAAAGUGAUCAAUAUAGACUUGGAUAAUCCCGGUUUACACUCAAUUCCGAUUUGUGACGAACAUUACACAGCUUUAGAACAUUUAAUGACGUGCGCGAUGUGCAAAAGAAAACUAGCCAAAAACCACAUUCACUACUUGGGCCAAGAAUUAACCGAAUUAAACGAAAAAUUAAACGCUAUAAACAUCCCGGUUAAACUCGAAGAUAAACCCGUCGUUUGUAAAUUAUGUAAAUAUUACGCCACACUGACUCUUUCGAAUGAAGAGGAUCCCUCAACAGAAAAGUUUUUUAAAGAAUACACUAGACGUUUGUUACAUUUUCACGACGUUGAACCUAUGAAUGAAGGUGAAGUUGAAGAGCCGAUUUUAAUACCGGUAAAAGAUACUUCAUCGAAAAUGGAAACGGAACAUCGCAACGAAAAGUCGUGUUCCUCGAAGAAAAAGAAAAAAGGUUCGAAAUCGCCGACGCCGACGAUCGAAACGACGACUACGACGUCGACGACCACAACGGUAGCUAAUAGCGAUACUCAAAACUUAACGGAUACCGAACAAUUAAGCGACCAAAACAAUGUGCCUUCAUCGGAAUCGAGGGCAGAAUCCCCGUCCGAUUACAUGGUCGAUUAUCAAACAUUAAUUCCUAAUAUAGCGAUGGAUUGCGGGAGCGAUUUAGAAAAUGCGAAAAAAGAACCACGAAAAUCGUUAAUAUUAAAAAAGGUGGUUAAAACAUCCGAUGUAAAAGAUGAAAAUAAAAAGAUUUGUGUUGGAGGUGGUGUUGGGACUGAUAUAGCUGUACAAAGGUUGGGUUCGAAUCCAUCGAUUUCCGUUCGACAAUUAUUUCCUGGAGAAGAAGAUUUACCCCUUCAAGGAACGAUCGAAUUUAACAACGUUAAAGAAAGAACACCAGAAGGUUGGGAAAAAUGUACAGCUACAAUUCAAUAUGACGCCGACACAAAACAUUUAUGGCAAGAAUUACAAAAACCUUAUGGAAACCAAAGUAGUUUUUUACGUCAUUUAAUAUUAUUAGAAAAAUAUUUCCGAAAUGGUGAUUUAAUUUUAUCGCCAAACGCGAGUCAUCACUCAGUUAAUUAUAGUGAAUCGGUUCAAAAUCGUUUAAGGGCUUAUGAUAACACCCCAACAAGUUCUGGUAACAUCCAACCAUUAACAAUGAUACCAUUUAAUAAAGCACCACAAAAAAAUCAUCAACCUCAAAAUAAGGAUCAAUCAAAUUUAAAUGUAAUAAACGCGGCUAAUAUACCUAAAAACACCCCAAUUACAUUGAAUCAAUUAAACAGUUCCGGUUUAUUAGUGAAUACAAUAAAAACUUCAUCUGGGGUUCCCCCUGGAUUAAUGCCUUUACAACCCGGAACGAGUAAACCCAUCGCUCCUUUAGUUAAAGUACCUCAACCUCAAAAAAUUAAGUUUCCAAUCACAAAAAAUUGGCGCCCAAAUUUAAUUCCUAUCGAUCCUAACAAAAAAAUCGAAAAAAGACCCGGUUUGGUGCAAGUCAUUUCCGGGGGAAAACCCUACCAUAUCACCUUGGAAGAUUACAAAAAAAUGUGCGCUAUAAAACGUACGUUCGAUUUAAAACAAAAAAAAAUACAAGAGGGUCAAAAAUCGUUGAUAAAUUUAAAACCCUCAGUUAAUUCGCUUCUAAAAUCUUUGGCGCCGAAAAAAAUAACCGUUUCAAAAACUUCAAUUUUAAAUCCUUUGAAUACAAACAAAUCGAACGAUUUAUUUGACAUGGAAAAAGAGGAAAGUAGCUUAGAAAAAUUAGAUCGGCAAGUUGAAAAGUUAGAAAUGAAAUUGAACGAACCUAAUAAACAACAACCGGUUGUUAUGAUUUUACCAAAAAUACCAAAAUCGUUAACAGUUAUUCCGCAAACUGUCCCAAGGAAACCAUCGAGACCUUCAAGUCCCACUUUACAAAUUGUUACGAAACCGAAAUCGGUUCAAAGAUCAUGAUUAGUGGUUGAUAAACGUUCCAAGUGCCUCUAUUUUUUCUACAUUUCAAGAAAAAAGUAAUUGUAAAUGAAAAGUGAUUGGCGAAGAAAAAUUUUGUUGAGAAAUAUUUUUUUAAAAAAGAAGAUUUUUCUGAUUAUACGAAAAAAAAAAGAUAUUGUAAAUAGUGUAAUUUAUAAUCGUUGAGUAUUUGUAAUAAGGAUAAAAUACGAUUAAGAUUAAAAAAGAUUCAAAAAAAAAAACUGUAAAUUAGUAUUUUUUCAUAUAAUUGUAAAUGUUUGUCGUCAUUGAGAAUUUUUUCCUUUUUUUUUUGUUAUUUAUAUUAUAAUAUCGACUUAAUUGUUUAGCAAUAAUCCUUUUUUAUAAUGUACACAUAUCUCUCUUAUCAUUUUUAUUAUUACUACGAAAUGUAAAUUAUUUAACAUUAAACUAUAUCAUUUAUCCGCAUUAGCUUAAGUUUAAACCGAGCUAAAAACAUUAUUAUUUUAAAUUAUUUUUCCAAUCACAUUAAAAACAGAUUUAAUUAUU